This is a messenger RNA of Argentina anserina (silverweed cinquefoil), 1732 nucleotides long. RefSeq names its product transcription factor E2FB. Bases 1 to 1353 code for a protein of 450 amino acids. The transcript is spliced from 14 exons. Lineage: Eukaryota; Viridiplantae; Streptophyta; Magnoliopsida; Rosales; Rosaceae. Gene Ontology annotation, biological process: regulation of transcription by RNA polymerase II. Gene Ontology annotation, molecular function: protein dimerization activity; DNA-binding transcription factor activity, RNA polymerase II-specific; RNA polymerase II cis-regulatory region sequence-specific DNA binding. The record is from RefSeq and is a predicted model, not a curated record. Gene Ontology annotation, cellular component: RNA polymerase II transcription regulator complex.
AUGUCGGGUUACCGCGCCCCCAACCCGCCCCACCAGCUCCCCUUCCCCCCCUCCGUCAAGCCCCCCUUUUCUGCUUCACUCGAUUACCACACCUUCGCUUCUCCCGACCGCCGCUCGCCGCCUGAUCACCCCGAGGGCAUCACCGUCAGGCCUCCAUUAAAGCGGAAGAUUGAUGUGGCGGCAGGUCAUGAUGAGCCUACUGAUAGGACUGCCGCUCCUGAGCACAAUGAAGCGGUUAAUAGCCCACUACAAACUCCUGCUCCAGUCAAGGCGGGAAAGGCAAACAAAGCAUCCAGGCUUUCAAACCUCAAUAAAUCUGGACCGCAGACUCCUGCUUCCAACGUUGGCUCUCCUUCUGGUGGUAAUCAGACUCCUGCCGGUACUUGUCGUUUUGACAGCUCAUUAGGUCUUUUAACGAAGAAGUUUAUCAAUCUGAUCAAACAUGCUGAAGAUGGUAUUCUGGAUCUUAAUAAAGCUGCUGAUACUUUAGAGGUACAAAAGAGACGGAUAUAUGAUAUAACAAAUGUUCUCGAAGGUAUUGGCCUCAUAGAAAAGAAGCUGAAAAACAGAAUUCAGUGGAAGGGACUUGAGGCCACGAGGACUGGAGAAGGAGGUGAAAACUAUGAUGGUUUGAAGACACAAGUUGACAAUUUAUCUACUGAGGAGGGCAGAUUGGAUGAGCAAAUAAGAGAAAUGCAGGAAAAAUUGAGCGAUCUCAGUGAAGAGGAAAGCAAUAAAAAGUGGCUUUUUGUCACUGAAGAAGACAUCAAAGCGUUACCUUGCUUUCAGAAUGAAACCUUAAUAGCAAUUAAAGCUCCCCAUGGCACUACUCUUGAAGUCCCAGAUCCUGAUGAGGCUGUUGACUAUCCCCAAAGGAGAUACAGGAUGGUCCUGCGAAGCAUGAUGGGUCCAAUAGAUGUUUACCUUGUCAGUCAAUUUGAGGAGAAGUUCGAGGAGAUUAGUGCUGCUGAAGAGCUUAAAAAUAUCCCCUCAACUUCAGGGUUAAAUGAAAUCUCAGCUCCAACAAUGGUCACCGAGGAGAGGGGUAAAGAAGUUGAAGUACAGGAACAAGAAGAUCAUAGAGUUUGUGCCGAUCCCACUGCUGCUUCCCAGGACUUCAUGAGUGGGAUCAUGAAGAUUGUUCCUUCAGAUGUUAAUAGUGAUGCAGAUUACUGGCUUUUAUCAGAUGAUGCUACUGUUAGCAUCACAGAUAUAUGGAGAACAGAAACUGGAGUUGAAUGGAAUGAGUUUGGUGCACUUAAUGAAGAAUAUACCAUGGGUAAUGUCACACCACGAGCCCAAACUCUGUCAUCGAGUGCUACAGAAGUAGCAGCGCCCACCCAUCCCCACUAGGAGUACCAAUCUAGAAAUGAAAUAAUUUAUAAUGGGAUCUAAUUGAAGAUAGGCCGAAUUGUUUCCAAAGAACCUGUGAUGUACAAUAAUCUCAUUCUCAAGGUUGGAUGAAAGGUUCUGAGAGCGAUGAUGGAAUGUUACCUGAAGAUCCAUGUGCAGUAGUAGGAAAGUAGAUGCAGGUGGCUAGAUGGUUGUACAGUAAUUUUUAUAAAUCAUACUCGAUAAAUGUGAUUUAGUGGUACGGCUUAUGUUCUUCCACCCCUGUAUAUUAGUAUGUUGUAUCAUAAGUAGGCAAAUGCUCAAGUCUGGAUAUCAUUUUAUAGAGAAGUUUCAGUGGCGUGAGGAUCCAGAAAUGAAAAAGGGAUUCUUCUUCUUGCUC